AAAACUUCGUCAAGUGCUACACCGAAAGGAGCAGCAUGGAUAUCAGAAACGUCGCUGAUCACGGCAGGAAGAAGCAGGCCCUUCAAAACAGACAAAAACUGGCCUCGAUCAUCAAAACCGUGCUGCUCUGCGGGAGACAAGGAGUAGCUCUCCGAGCUCACCGUGAGGAGGGAAAUGUGAUUGAAGAGACCGCUUGUAAUGAUGGAAAUUUUCGAGCCCUCUUGAGAUUUCGCAUCGACGCCGGGGAUACCUGUCUGCAAGAGCAUUUGCUCAAUGCCACUGAAAGGACUCGUUACAUCAGUCCUAGAAUUCAAAACGAGAUAAUCGAUGGAAUCGGCGAACUUUUCCGGAAGAGAAUAUCAGUUGAAGUUCAACAAUCCGGCUUCUUCUCCAUACUAGCCGACGAAACGCGGGACAGUGGAAAAAUCGAUCAGCUCACGCUUUGCUUGCGCUACGUAACAUCACGAAACGACCGAAAAGUAGUUGUAGAAAACUUUUUGAUGUAUUGUGAAGUUUCUGACAAGACUGGUGUUGGUUUGGCUUCACAGAUUUUGAGGAAUCUUACCGCGCAGAAUAUCGAUGUGACAAAGAUGCGGGGACAAGGUUACGACGGGUGCAGCGCGAUGAGUGGUCGAUUCAAAGGCGUGCAAACUGUGAUCAAAGCGAGUAUUCCAGAAGCCCUCUACGUGCAUUGCGCGAGCCACUGCCUGAACCUCGCAGUUGUUCAUUCUUCGGAAUGUACCCUCAUACGGAACACAGUCGGCACUAUUGGGAACAUACGUGCUUUCAUAUCGAAUUCCACUUCUCGCAUCAGAAUCCUUGAAGAACAAGUUGCGCUCCACUCCGAUACUACCACUGCUCGUCGACUGAAACCACUGUGCUCGACUCGCUGGGUCGAAAGCCAUAAAGCUUUCAUUAACUUUAAAGAGAUGUUCGUUCCAAUUGUUGGCGCCUUGGAAGAGAUUUCCGCGAAGGGGAACGAUGCUAGCCGCGCCAAAGAGCUCCUAUCAGCACUCU
Messenger RNA from Galendromus occidentalis (western predatory mite), 1017 nucleotides. RefSeq names its product zinc finger MYM-type protein 1-like. The transcript has a single exon. The record is from RefSeq and is a predicted model, not a curated record. The annotation marks the transcript as partial. NCBI's taxonomy places the organism in Eukaryota, Metazoa, Arthropoda, Arachnida, Mesostigmata, Phytoseiidae.